AUGGCGACGCAUGGAAAAGGAAGAGGCAGGGGACGAGGAUUACUGGGCCGUGAGGUCGAGGGGGAAGGGCUACCUAGACCUGGCGGUGGAGAUCCGGCAGCAAACAGGAUCCCAGUAACCAAUGGCUCAGCAGAUGAAACAAUACCUUCUGAACAAGUUCCAAAACCAUCCUCUGCCUCAUCUCAGGAAAGCUUGUCCGAGAUUCAGUCACUUCUUGACAACCUUACAUUGGAUAUCUCAGACGAAGACCUAGACAAAAUUUUAGAACUUUCGGACCAAGUUGCUGAAGAUCAAGAGAGCAUUAAACGUCUCAGUGAGAUGGUGUAUUCCAAAUGUGUAUCAGAUAGAGAGUUCGCAAAAACUGGUGCAUUUAUAUGUGAUAAACUAGCUGCCUUGGAAAUUAAUGGAACCAAGUUUAGAUCAUCUCUAUUGUCACUUGUGCAAGCUGAUUAUAAAGAAAAGGACAAUCUCAGGUCUCAGUCCACUUCGAAAUUCCUCAACUCAUUCAGCAUGAUGUGUCAGAUAUUCGGAACGAUGCGGACAGCAGGAGGGGAAGUGUUCAAGCCACUGGUCGGUCCAGUGUUUGAGUUUAUUAUGGUCAUAAUUGAUGAUCCUCAGUGUAACAGUGAUGAAUAUGAGGUGCUAAAUGAACAAUUGCAGUCUAUAGGGCGAGACCUGGAACUCAAUGACAGGGAAAAGAUGGAGCAGCUAAUUGAGAAAAUCAGACUGAAGAUCAUCAAGGGGAACUCAACAGCCCAAGCCAGAUGUACACUGCUAGAAGUUGUUGAAUGUUAUUGUCGGGGCUGGAAGAAUUUAUCCAACGAUGUUACGAGAUUUUAUUGCGAUACCAUGAUGGACAUUCUUACAGACUGAAAGCUAAAACCCUCUGUGAUUUAGAUUGUUUCCGUCUAAAUGUGAAUUAUAUUUAAAAUAUGUGUUUAUACCAUAUCACAAAUAUUCUAAAUUGAUUUUGAAGUGUGAAUUAUGUUUUUCAAACAUAUUGCAAAUAUUCACAAUUAAUUUUGAAAGUGUGAAUCAUUUUUUUUAAUUAAUAGUGAUAAUAAUACUUAAAUGAAAUAGCAGCUAUUUUUAGCAUUUUUAAGAACAGAAGUGUGAAAAUUUUGUCUUGCACAUAUCCAAAAUAAUUUUAAAAAUCUUCAUAGUGUACAAAAGUGUGAACUAUGUGUUUCACAUAUUGUAAAUUACAUGUAUUAACAACAGAAGUGUGCAUUAUGUCUUGCACAUAUUGUAAGUUACAUGUAUUAACAACAGAAGUGUGAAUUAUGUCUUGCACAUAUUGUAAAUUACAUGUAUUAACAACAGAAGUGUGAAUUAUGUCUUGCACAUAUUGUAAAUUACAUGUAUUAACAACAGAAGUGUGAAUUAUGUCUUGCACAUAUUGUAAGUUACAUGUAUUAACAACAAAAGUUUGAAAUAUGUCUUUAGCACAUAUCACAAAUAGCCAUCACAAGAAGAAAAGUGUGAUAAUAUGUCAUUAUAUCUACAUAUCAUGUAUAUUUUUGCAAGUGACAGAGUUAGCUAGUUUGUUUCUUAAGAAAAAUGUUGGAUUGUUUUGAAAGCCGUGGUGUUGUUGUCAGUUUCAGCAGCGACGUCAUAUUGCAGAAACUUUAAACUUGGCCACUCAAAAACCAUUUAAGAAAUUUAAAUGAAACUUGCCAGAAAUGUUGCUAGUAGUGGUUAAAAAGGCCUUUAACUGUUCCUUGAUUAAAUGUAGAGUUACGCCCCUUUAUGGACUGAAAAGUAAUAGGCAAGAGAUGGCUUUCGUUCCACACCGCUCUAGUUGUAAGUUGAGCUACAAAUGCAAUUUGCAUCUUUAUUUAAAUCUAUUAUUUUGUGAUAUGUUUAAUUAGAGCAAAAAUGAAGUAGUUAUUGAUUUCAUUUAUUAUUUGAUUCACUGUGGGGUUUUAAUUGUAAGAUCAAAUUAUUUUAGAGGUGCACAAUAUAGGUUGAUGAAAAAAAGAAGUUUUUUAUUUAAAAAAAAAUAUUAGCAUUAUUUUGUUUUUUUAAUUGGGGAACGUUUGGCCACACUGCUUUUAAUUAAUAACAUUAAUGAAGGUUUUAAUUUAAUUGAUUUUCAAAUUUAAGUAAAUUUGUUAACAAAUGUAUGUUCUAAGCUCAAAAUAAUAUUUAUCUGUAUAAUAUUGAACAACAGGGAUGUGAUAUGUGCGCGGAUUUACGCUGAUUUAAUGGCCCCGUGGACAAAAAAGGCCCGUUUUCCUUAUGCGGCAAGGUGCUUCACCCCUUUGAUAUCCCUAUGGGGGUGCCUAGAGUACACCCCCCCAACCCCCAAACUCAUUGCCAAAUGGUUUCAUCCCUUCAGCUGCCAGGUCAAUCACAUCCCAGACAAAUGAACAUGAAUAACAUUUUGUCAAACAGUACACACAUGUACUUUCGAUGCCACUUGGUUUGAUAGCAAAUUACAGUAGAUAAUUUGAGCGCAUCUGUGUUUUGAUAAUUGUAAAUAAUUCAUUUGUUGGCCCUUGAACAAAAUAAAAAUCAUGCUGCCUUGUUAUGCUUUGUUGUACAUAAAUUGUAUAUUUUAUCAGUUUUCAUGAUAUGUUUGCAUUUUUAAAAUAAUUAUUAGCAAUUAUUGCUGCUGUUUCAGGCAGGAGGCUGUCCAAAUGAAAUUGCUGGAAGCCACUCUCACUUGCCUGAACACGUUAAUAAUAUUAUGAUGAUGAUCUUUUUCCCUAGACGUUUUAUUAAAUGGGAUUCGAUCCCCAACAGGGGUACUUUAUAAUGGCCUCUCGAAACAGACUCGAGAGUUAUUCAUAUUAUCUUUCAGCUGUCUUCAUAAUUGAGCUAAAAUAAGUAUAAACUAAAUACAUUGUAAAACGUUUCUAUGUAUGACCCUAUUUUUAAUGUGAUUGAGUCUUUUAAUAAAGGUUUCUUUGCUGAACUGUUCAAUAUUUUCUUGCAUACAAUGUAUUUUGGCGCGUGCAAUUCUAUUUUGGAAGUAUUAGCAUAUCUCUCUGAAGUUUGGCAAUAUUUUAUUUUUUAUAAAUGAUUGUAUUUGCUGAUACAUGAUUUAUGUGCAUUAAAUGCAAAUGGUAUUAUGAGCAUAGGGCAAUUCCAUUUUUCAAUUUAUACAUUCAACCCCUCCUAGGAAAGGGGUGGGAGCGUCCUCUUUGUAUUUUCUUUCACCCACAUUUAGAAAAAAACUCAAAACAGGAUUGCUGGGAUUUGACAUGCCUACCUGGGACCGCUUUAAUGUUAUAUUUGAAUAGCCCUUUAGAUGCUAUGCUUAGAAAUAAGGAAUUUUAAGAGUCUAUUGUCUUAAAUUUUUUUGAAUGUUUCAUUUAUUACUUAAGUUAAUUUAAAAUUGAUUUGUCUUAUCUUAAGAAUUAUUUAGGAAAAUCGAGAUAUUUUUCCUUCUUAGUUUUCUUUGAAAUUUAGAAAAAAAAUCGAUUUUUUUCUAAAUAUAUAUUUCUUAAGAUAAGAUAAAAAAAAAUCAAAUUGACUUCAUAGAUUUAAUAAUGUGCCUUUGUAAUUAACUCCAAUUAUUUUGUGCAAGUGUUUGUGCAAACUGUUUUUACUAAAUUAAGUAAAUAAUUUCAUUUCUUCCAGAAAUGGAGACCAUAACGAUCAACUACAGUCCAUUAUAUAAAUCUUGUUUCAUUUUAUUAGUUUCAUCAAGUUUUCCACCAUAGUUAUGGAUGGUCAGUAUUUGUCCAAUAAAUAUUAUUAAAGCUGCACUCUCAUAGUUGGACAGUUUUGACAUUUUUGAUCUUCAAAUACACUGGUUUUGGCAUCAAUGUCUUCAGAUCAUAAUUGAAAGAAAAACUGCGGAAAAUUUCAUUUGUGCAGUGUUAGCACGGCUUUUAGAGAAAAAAAACAUCAAUUUUCGAACAUUAGAAUGAAAAACUGUGAUCUUAUAUUUUUCAGCAGGCUAAUAUCACUAGUUUCCAGACUCAUUUCAAAACAAAAAAAAAUGAAAAAUAUGUCAAAGGGGUCCAUCUGUGAGAGUGUAUCUUUAACCAAUCAAAUCAUUUAAAACUGCAAACUAGCGUGAAGACAACCUUUAGAAAACACAUUUAAGAUUCAUACAAAUUGGCUGCAGUCCAUUCAUGAGAAUGAUUCAAAUUGUACAUGUUUGUUUUCAGUUUUGAUUAACAGUCGAACUUCGUUGGCUCGAAAUCCCAGGUACCGGCGAAAAAUACCUCAAGCCUCGAAAAAUUCGAGCAAAGCGAGAAUGCUUACAAUACCUUCAGUAUAAAACAUCGGUCCUUUACAUCCAGUUCGAGCCAAGAAGGAAUUCGAGCCAAGCGAGUUCGAGCGAACGGGGUUCGAUUGUAAUAAUUUUGUUCCCAAUGCCCGUAUAUAUUGCCAUUCUGUUUUCUUCAAUGAAAUAAAAUUCACUGGCAAUCAGUAAACUUC
Molecule: messenger RNA, 4398 nt
Organism: Mya arenaria
Lineage: Eukaryota; Metazoa; Mollusca; Bivalvia; Myida; Myidae
Product: CBP80/20-dependent translation initiation factor-like
Exons: 5
Coding region: 1-873 (290 amino acids)
Biological process (GO): regulation of translational initiation
Cellular component (GO): cytosol
Molecular function (GO): translation activator activity; protein binding; RNA binding
Source: RefSeq, a predicted model, not a curated record